Messenger RNA from Calidris pugnax (ruff), 2283 nucleotides. RefSeq names its product SPT5 homolog, DSIF elongation factor subunit (gene SUPT5H). Gene Ontology annotation, biological process: transcription elongation by RNA polymerase II; regulation of transcription by RNA polymerase II; transcription elongation-coupled chromatin remodeling. Gene Ontology annotation, cellular component: DSIF complex. The record is from RefSeq and is a predicted model, not a curated record. Lineage: Eukaryota; Metazoa; Chordata; Aves; Charadriiformes; Scolopacidae. Gene Ontology annotation, molecular function: mRNA binding. The transcript has 19 exons. The annotation marks the transcript as partial.
UUUCGCAGCGUUUACGGGGGCUCCGAUGCGGUGGGAGAGACCGUUUACGGGGGCUCCGAUGAGCUCUCCGAUGACAUCACGCAGCAGCAGCUCCUGCCCGGGGUCAAGGACCCCAAUCUCUGGACCGUGAAGUGCAAGAUCGGGGAGGAGCGCGCCACGGCCAUCGCCCUCAUGCGGAAGUUCAUCGCGUACCAGUUCACCGACACGCCCCUCCAGAUCAAGUCGGUGGUGGCCCCCGAGCACGUGAAGGGGUACAUCUACGUGGAGGCCUACAAGCAGACCCACGUCAAGCAGGCCAUCGAGGGGGUGGGCAACCUGCGGAUGGGCUACUGGAACCAGCAGAUGGUGCCCAUCAAGGAGAUGACCGACGUCCUCAAGGUGGUCAAGGAGGUCACCAACCUCAAGCCCAAGUCUUGGGUGCGCCUCAAGAGGGGCAUCUACAAGGACGACAUCGCCCAGGUGAGGAGGAGGAAGAGGAGGAAGGGCCUGGGGGGUGUUGGGAUGGGACCCCCCCAGAGGCUUUUCGAUGCCGAGAAGAUCCGGUCCCUGGGGGGGGACGUGGCCUCCGACGGCGACUUCCUCAUCUUCGAGGGCAACCGCUACAGCCGCAAGGGCUUCCUCUUCAAGAGCUUCGCCAUGUCGGCCGUGAUCACGGAGGGGGUGAAGCCCACCCUCUCGGAGCUGGAGAAGUUUGAGGACCAGCCCGAGGGCAUCGACCUGGAGGUGGUGACGGAGAGCACGGGGAAGGAACGGGAGCACAACUUCCAGCCGGGGGACAACGUGGAGGUGUGUGAGGGGGAGCUCAUCAACCUUCAGGGCAAGAUCCUCAGCGUCGACGGCAACAAGAUCACCAUCAUGCCCAAACACGAGGACCUGAAGGACAUGCUGGAGUUCCCGGCGCAGGAGCUGAGGAAGUACUUCAAGAUGGGGGACCACGUGAAGGUGAUCGCGGGGCGCUUCGAGGGGGACACGGGGCUCAUCGUCCGGGUGGAGGAGAACUUCGUCAUCCUCUUCUCCGACCUCACCAUGCACGAGCUGAAGGUGCUGCCCCGGGACCUGCAGCUCUGCUCGGAGACGGCCUCGGGGGUGGACGUUGGGGGGCAACACGAGUGGGGGGAGCUGGUGCAGCUGGACCCCCAAACCGUGGGCGUCAUCGUCCGCCUGGAGAGAGAGACCUUCCAGGUGCUGAACAUGUACGGGAAGGUGGUGACGGUGCGGCACCAGGCCGUCACCCGCAAGAAGGACAAUCGCUUCGCCGUGGCCCUGGACUCGGAGCAGAACAACAUCCACGUCAAGGACAUCGUCAAAGUCAUCGACGGCCCUCACUCGGGCCGGGAGGGGGAGAUCCGCCACCUUUUCCGGGGCUUCGCCUUCCUGCACUGCAAGAAGCUGGUGGAGAACGGGGGGAUGUUCGUCUGCAAGACCCGACACCUCGUCCUGGCGGGGGGCUCCAAGCCCCGGGACGUCACCAACUUCACGGUGGGGGGCUUUGCCCCCAUGAGCCCCCGCAUCAGCAGCCCCAUGCACCCCAGCGGGGCCGGCCAACGGGGGGGUUUUGGGGGCGGUGGGAUGAGCCGUGGCCGCGGGCGCCGGGAUAACGACCUCAUCGGGCAGACGGUGCGCAUCUCCCAGGGACCCUACAAAGGCUACAUCGGGGUGGUGAAGGACGCCACGGAGUCGACGGCCCGCGUGGAGCUGCACUCCACCUGCCAGACCAUCUCGGUGGAUCGGCAGCGCCUCACCACCGUGGGGUCCCGGCGCCCCGGCGGGAUGACCUCGGCCUACGGGCGCACCCCCAUGUACGGCUCCCAGACCCCCAUGUACGGCUCCGGCUCCCGCACCCCCAUGUACGGCUCCCAGACCCCCCUGCACGACGGUGACCGGGCCUCCAGCGGCACCGCCGGCACCGACGAGGUGCUGCGGGAGCGGCUGCGGCGGCACCAGGACAUCUCCUGCCUCAACAGAGACCCCUCCAAGGUGGUGGUGGUGGACUGUCGCCGGGAGGCCUUCUGCCUCCAGCCCUACAACGGCCUGGCCCUGCCCCGCUGGGACGGCAGCUCCGAGGAUCGGGCCCUCUACGACCUCACCGCCUUCCUCAAAAGUGGGUCCAGACCCCCCCUGUCCCCCCCCCUGCUCCCACAACCACCCCAGGGACCUCUGGAGAUCACCCAGAGCCGGGUGGGAUUCAUCCAGGAGGAUGGAGACCCCACCACCACCUUCUGGGCGGCCUCUUACAAGGGUUUGGGACCCUCAGAGGGAAGAAGUUCCUCCUCAAAGCGUUGA